AUGGGGAUGGAGGCGAUAGAGAGGGGAGGCUCUCGCUCUCUGCUCUUCAGUUUGCUGCAGGUCAGCGACGAGGUGGCACUUCCUCCAAAAACCAAGGAGAUGGGGGACCCCCUGUCAGACGGCAGCCCUCUCGUCGGCGCAGCCUCCUCAGGAAAGCUCCGCCUGGUCCGCCUGCUGCUGGAAGGUGGAGCUCAGGUGAACGGACGCAACCCCAGAGGAGAGACGGCCCUGCUGGCCGCCUGCAAGGCCCUGAGGACGGAGCCCGCCGGGCCUGACGCUGUAAAACUCAUCACAUACCUGCUUCAGAACAAGGCAGACCCUAACGCGCAGGACCAGGCUGGCUGCACCGCUCUGAUGUACGCCUGUAGGAAUGGAGCGGGAGUGCAGGUGGUAUCCGCCCUCUUAGCUGCUGGAGGGGACCCCAGUUUGGAGGACUGCUCUGGAGCUUCGGCUUUGGUCUACGCCAUCAACGCAGAGCACCAGUCCACAGUGAAGGUGUUAAUGGAUGCCUGCCGGGCCAGGGGUUGUGACGUCAUCAUCCUGGCCACAGAGACGGCUUCGAAUGGAGACCCAGUGACCAGGCGUUACUUGAACGUUCCCCCUUCGCUGGACAACCCACCACUGUCCUGCACGUCCCCAUCUGAUAUUGUCCUCAAGGCGGGCUCACCAAACUCCCCUGAGGGAGAAAACGUCUUCGACUUCAGAGUAAGACGUGACAACAGCAUCAGAAGACACCCCUCCUGUGAGUUAAGUCCACUGAGCCAUUCCAGUAGGACUCCAGCUCCCACUCAGGUGAAAUCAUCCGAGCCUUGGCCGGCCAGUCACAACCUGGCCCGUCUGAACAGAGAUCACGAGGACGGCAUGAAGAAGAGGAGUCUGAAGGAGAAGGGAGGAGAGGAGGAGAAGAUACAUUUCCCUCAAUCAAGAGUUGGGGAAGGUAGAGAAGGCAUGAUUCAAAGUAACGCAGAAGGAGGAGAGAAUUCCAACAGCUGCUGCUGCAAGGGUCUCUCUCUGACUCUGAGGGCUUCUCAGUCGGUCCUCUCGCUCACUGAGAUGAGCUGUUCUCAUUUCAGGCCGAGCAGCAGUGUCCACCCGGGCUGUGUGACCCCAAGAUGCUCAGUCUGGGGUGAGAAGCUCCCUGCUUGCCCUUCCAUUCACUUGCAGCGCCGCAGGAACACCUUACCCUCCGUCACGGUGGUCCCCCCUCCGCUUCACCUCCCUCCUUUAAACCAAUCACACUCUCCCCUACAGGCGCCGGGGAAAUGUUCACUUUCCAAAAGCAGAACUAUUGUGUCUCUCUCUCCUCCACCUAGCUCCUCGCCCCCUGGACCGCCUUUCAAAGGAUCAGCGAGAGCCACAUUACUGCCUCCACUCGCCCUCGCAUCCUCCACCACUUCCCCGGCUGCUCCUCCUGCUCGUCCUGCCAGCUGUUACAGUGAAAGAAGCAGGUCAUCACAUCCUUAUUCAGCAAAGCCUGAAUAA
Messenger RNA from Cololabis saira (Pacific saury), 1482 nucleotides. Its product is annotated as ankyrin repeat domain-containing protein 34B. The transcript has 5 exons. Gene Ontology annotation, molecular function: protein binding. Lineage: Eukaryota; Metazoa; Chordata; Actinopteri; Beloniformes; Belonidae. Bases 1 to 1482 code for a protein of 493 amino acids. The record is from RefSeq and is a predicted model, not a curated record.